AUGGAGUUUCUGGUUAAAAGGGGUUGUGAGGCUGCUGAAGCAAAGGAAUGGGACACAUUUAGGGCUAUCUUGGCUCUAAGUAUAUAUGGCAUCGUGAUGUUCUCAGACAUUCCUAAUUUUGUUGACAUGAAUGCAAUUCAUAUAUUCAUCUUGCAGAAUCCGGUUCCCACACUCUUGGGGGAUGUUUAUCACUCCAUUCAUCACAAGAAUGGUCAGAAGGGAGGUAAGGGAGGUCUGGUUAGAUUCUGUGCUCCGUUGUUAUAUCGAUGGUUUAGGUCACAUCUGCCUGAACGUGGGGCAUUCGUUGAUAAUAGGCACACAUCUAAAUGGGCUGAAAGGAUUAUGGGGCUGAGGGCUAAAGAUAUUGUCUGGUACAAUAGCGCUUUGGAUGACAGAGAAGUUAUUAUGAGUUGCGGAAAGUUCAAAAACGUACCUCUCAUGGGUCUUAGGGGUGGAAUCAACUAUAACCCCGUCUUGGCCAGAAGAACAUUCGGAUAUGCUUUUAUUAGUCCACCUGAGCAAGCAGAGAUAGCUGAGAACAUUUUCUAUCAUGUGGCCACGAACAUUGGACAAAUGGCAGAAGCCGUGCAAGCCUGGAAGAGUAUUUGCUGGAGAGAUAAGAAACAUUUUGGUCAGCGAGAUUGUGCUACUUAUGAGGACUAUACUAAAUGGGUCGAAUCUGUGGUUGCUGUUCGAGGGAUGCCUUUCCCUCCCAAGGAUCCUUUGUACCCCCCUGCUGAGAAGAAGAUAAAGGAACAUUACGAGACUCAGUUGGCAGAUUUGACUAAAAGACUCCAGAUUCAGACUGAAAAUGCCAAUUCAGAGAAGACUCGUCGAAAGAAAGCAGACAAGCUCUUGUUGGAUCGCCAGAAUACCAUAGAGAAGUGUUAUGAAGAGAUCAGAAAGCUGAAAGGCCAGAUAAGAGAAAAAGACCAAGAUAAUGUCCAAGUUCAAGAGGAAGCUAGGUAUUGGGAGGUGAAGAAUCGCAACAUGGAAACAAUGCAUUUCAGAAAAGACCUGUUGAUUCAAGAGAUCAUUAAGAGGCCCACCCGUGCUGAGACCAAGAAGCUCUUUGAAGAAAUGAAGAUUUGGAGUGAUAAGCACAUUGGAGAUAGCCCUCUUCGCCAUUUGGACAUGGGAGAUCCUGCUUGA
Molecule: messenger RNA, 1152 nt
Organism: Vicia villosa (hairy vetch)
Lineage: Eukaryota; Viridiplantae; Streptophyta; Magnoliopsida; Fabales; Fabaceae
Exons: 2
Coding region: 1-1152 (383 amino acids)
Source: RefSeq, a predicted model, not a curated record